Molecule: messenger RNA, 7009 nt
Organism: Myodes glareolus (Bank vole)
Lineage: Eukaryota; Metazoa; Chordata; Mammalia; Rodentia; Cricetidae
Source: RefSeq, a predicted model, not a curated record
GGGGGUGGGGGAGGAAAGGAGGAGCCUGAGGAGGUGUCUGCUGCAAGUUCCUGGCUGAUUCUGAGCUCACACCAUCCUCCAAGAGGGAGGAGGCUCAAGUGAUGCUGCUGCUGCCGCCGUUGCCGCCUCUACAGCUGGUACUCUAGUGGAGCUGGAAAGGGUGGUUCCUAUCGCACCAUCGCUAACUAGAGAGGGAGGGGAAUAAAAAAAAAAAAAGAAUCCCAGCAGCCGCUGCUGAUGUUGGCUUCAGAGGCUGCAUCCGACUCGGUCACAAGGAAAAUGGAUUCAGCUUGCAGCUCUCCCUCCUUCCAGCAUCUUCUCCUGGUCUCAGCAUGGGCUUCCGGGGCAACGACUGAGAAGACCUUAACAAGGAACACCACGCAGUAGUUGCUGCAACAUCUCACUCCGGGAAAUGAAAGAGUAACAUGGCAGUGCCCAUUUGAGAGGACUAAACCCCAAAAGUCUCCGUUUAGAAAGGAACAAUGUCCAAGAAGGGACGAAAUAAGGGCGAGAAGCCCGAGGCACUCAUUGUCGCCCUUCAAGCUGCCAACGAAGACCUCAGGACCAAACUAACAGACAUCCAGAUAGAGCUGCACCAAGAGAAGUCCAAGGUAUCAAAGCUUGAAAGAGAAAAGACUCAAGAAGCAAAGCGGAUUCGCGAGUUGGAGCAGCGCAAACACACGGUCCUGGUGACAGAGCUCAAAGCCAAGCUCCAUGAGGAAAAGAUGAAGGAGCUGCAGGCGGUGAGAGAGAACCUCAUCAAGCAGCAUGAGCAGGAAAUGUCAAGGACAGUAAAGGUGCGGGAUGGGGAGAUCCAGAGACUCAAGUCCGCUCUGUGCGCUCUCCGGGACGGCAGUAGCGACAAAGUAAGGACAGCACUCACCAUUGAGGCCCGGGAGGAGGCCCGGAAACAGUUCGAUGCAGAGCGCUUGAAGCUCUUGCAGGAAAUCACAGACCUGAAAACAGCCAAGAAGCAGGUGGACGAGGCGCUGAGCAAUAUGAUCCAAGCGGAUAAAAUCAAGGCUGGGGACCUUAGGAGUGAGCAUCAGUCCCACCAGGAAGCCAUCUCGAAGAUCAAGUGGGAGUCGGAACGGGACAUUCGGAGGCUGAUGGAUGAAAUCAAAGCCAAGGACAGGAUCAUCUUUUCCCUGGAAAAAGAACUGGAGACGCAGACAGGCUAUGUACAGAAACUCCAGCUGCAGAAGGAGGCUUUGGACGAGCAGCUCUUCCUGGUCAAGGAGGCCGAGUGUAACAUGAGCAGCCCUAAGAGAGAGAUUCCAGGAAGGGCGGGAGAUGGCUCCGAACACUGCAGCAGCCCGGAUUUGCGAAGAAAUCAAAAGAGAAUAGCUGAAUUGAAUGCCACUAUAAGAAAGUUAGAAGAUAGGAACACCUUGCUUGGAGAUGAACGAAACGAGUUGUUAAAACGCGUGCGGGAAACAGAAAAGCAAUGCAAACCUCUCCUGGAAAGGAACAAGUGCCUCGCCAAGAGAAACGAUGAGCUGAUGGUGUCUUUGCAGCGCAUGGAGGAGAAACUAAAAGCCGUAACCAAGGAGAACUCAGAAAUGAGAGAAAAAAUAACAUCUCACCCACCCCUAAAGAAACUGAAGUCUCUGAAUGACCUUGACCAAGCUAAUGAAGAACAAGAGACAGAGUUUCUGAAACUGCAGGUCAUAGAGCAACAGAACAUCAUUGACGAACUCACAAGGGAUCGAGAAAAGCUCAUCCGUCGGAGAAAGCACAGGAGAAGCUCGAAGCCAAUCAAGAGGCCUGUUUUGGAUCCAUUCAUUGGCUAUGACGAGGACUCCAUGGAUUCAGAAACAUCAUCCAUGGCCUCCUUUAGAACGGACAGGACACCUGCCACUCCUGAUGAUGACUUAGAUGAAAGUCUAGCUGCUGAAGAAUCUGAGCUACGAUUUCGACAGUUAACAAAAGAAUACCAAGCCCUCCAAAGAGCAUAUGCCCUCUUGCAGGAGCAGACUGGAGGCAUCAUAGAUGCUGAAAGAGAAGCCAAGGCACAAGAGCAGCUCCAGGCAGAGGUGCAAAGAUACAAGGCCAAAAUCGAAGAUCUGGAGGCAACACUAGCUCAGAAGGGGCAGGACUCACACUGGGUAGAAGAUAAACAACUUUUCAUUAAGAGAAACCAGGAGCUUUUAGAAAAGAUAGAGAAACAGGAAGCAGAGAACCACCGGCUCCAGCAGGAACUACAGGACGCCAGAGACCAGAAUGAGCUGCUGGAGUUCCGCAACCUAGAGCUAGAAGAGAGAGAAAGGAGAUCCCCUCCAUUUAAUCUACAAAUUCACCCUUUCUCAGACGGCGUGAGCGCCCUGCAGAUCUACUGCAUGAAAGAAGGUGUGAAGGAUGUCAACAUCCCUGAUCUCAUAAAGCAACUUGACAUCCUGGGCGAUAAUGGGAACCUGAGGAACGAGGAACAGGUGGCCAUAAUUCAGGCCAGCACUGUGCUGUCACUGGCAGAGAAGUGGAUACAGCAGAUUGAAGGAGCAGAGGCUGCGCUGCACCAGAAGAUGAUGGAAUUGGAAAGUGACAUGGAACAGUUUUGCAAAAUAAAAGGCUACCUGGAGGAAGAACUAGACUACAGAAAACAAGCUCUUGACCAGGCAUAUAUGAGAAUCCAGGAGCUAGAGGCUACCUUGUACAAUGCUCUGCAGCAAGAGACUGUGAUCAAGUUCGGUGAACUGUUAAGUGACAAGCAGCAGGAGGAGCUGCGGACGGCUGUUGAAAAGUUACGGCGGCAGAUGCUGAGGAAGAGCAGGGAGUACGACUGUCAGAUCCUCCAGGAGAGGAUGGAGCUCUUACAGCAAGCACACCAGAGAAUCCGUGACCUAGAGGAUAAGACGGACAUUCAAAAACGGCAGAUAAAGGACUUGGAGGAAAAGUUUCUGUUUCUAUUCUUGUUCUUCUCUCUUGCCUUCAUUCUAUGGCCUUGAUGUCAAGGUGCCUCUUAAAGAAAAUUCAAGAACACAGAUCAUACCCCCAGAAGGCAUAUGCUUUUAAACCUUCAAAGAUGGCGAAAUUGUUUACACCGAUGUAAGGGAAAUCAAAAGCUAAGAACUACCCUGUAGCCAAGACUGUGUGCUUUAAAGCCAUUAUUCAAGGUUUCUUACUUGACAGUUUAUAAUGACCCUGUUGAAAAAUCUACAUUAUAUGCUGCAUUUAAUGAAACGUAUGUAUGUUGAACCAGAAGAAGAGAACUAUAAACAUAUAUUGUGUGAAGGAAAAAUUCAGCAGUGGAACCAGUUUCAGCAGAUCAAGAGAAGAUGUGUCUUGGGCAUGGAACCAAAGUUACAAUGAAACAUUCAACUCCUGCUGUGCAGGGGGGGUCAUUUUAAUGUAACACCACACCCCAUGGAAACACUAUUCCUGAAAAUAAACAUCAUUUUAAAAAAACAAAGCAAACAUAAGAAAAAAAUCGAGGGUGGGUGGGGAGUGAAGCAGGAGGCAUAGCUAUGAGGAGCUAUUUACAAUAAAAGGUUUCAUUUGAAAAGUCUGGUUUGUUACUCCAGGGAUUUGCUUUUUCUGUCCUUACGAUUGUUUUAAACUCAGGAACAGAGACAUCUGUGAUGCGGAUGGAAGAAAAACGCUCUCCAUUUUGUUUCUCCUAAAGGUGGAAUUGGGGAUCAGAAGCAGAUCCCAGUUAUGCUACAAGCGACCAAGUCCAGUGACUCUGGGGUGUGUAACAUGGGAUGCAAACGGAAACUUGAUGCUUCCUGACAUCACACCCCCGCAUUUCUCCACUGUGGAUGGACUGGUCUCAUCCAUAUUGAAAAAGAUGAAGAUUAUACCCACAAGUCACAAACUCCCCAACUUAGCUCUGUUUAGAGCAUCCAGAGCUAUAGGGAACUAGGGCCAGAGGGCGCCUCUGAAUCCUCCAGUUUCAAGUUUAAAUUGCCUGCAGAUGAAAACGCUCUCCGACGUGGGUGACAUCGUAGAGGUGAUAAGUCAAUACCAACAAUCGCGUUUGCCAGAGGGCUGUGGAUAUUGAAUAUCCUGCUGUACCCAGAGAAAUCUGAACUCUUGUCAUUUAGAACAAUAAUAUUAUUUUCUGAGAUAGCUAACAGCGGCACCAUGGGUCUACUUUUCUCGAGAGAGGGAACGCGUUACUGACACUUUGGUUCUCUACCACAGGCAGAUAGAAGACUCGUACUUCUCAUAAGUUACGUGUUGCUGAGUCUUGGAUUCAGCACUGACAGUAAAUAUAUGUUCCUGAAAGGCUAAUUUUACACCUCAUUUACUAUAGAUAACAAGACAACCUCAAGUUUUCAAAUAGUCAGAGUUUUCUUGCUGGGACUAGAAUUCACGCAUAGAGAAUGUGUGUAGGGAGCCAGGAACUCUGUCUAUGAAAUGCUACACAAAUACUUCCAUAUGUGAAUUGAGCAUAUUCUUCUUCAGUUGUAGCGCUGGCGUUUUCAAAGCCAGAACAACUGAAAAAUCUACAAGACAAAACAGAAUGCUGGGGUCCCACAUUUCUGCCCUUGUUUUUAAUGCUUACCCAAGAAUUUGGCCCAGUCACUGAACCUCUCUGUGCCUCAGUUUCCUCAUUUGCAAAAUGGGGGUUAAAUGCUUUUUUUCAUAAGGUUUUAUUUGCAAUUCUGGAACAAGAGGUGCUUAAAGUAGCACGAAGUGCUUUGCAACUGUUAUUACUGCUAUAGUGUUUGAUUUCCCUAUAUAAUGAAAUAGUUAUUGAAUUUGGUUCAAACGGCAUAGCAUUACUGAAGCUUUCCCAUCAAGCUACCUAAGACAUUACUAGCAAUAAAUUGUGAGAUUCAAAACCAUGAUGGUGAAUCAUCUAUAGCAAAUAGAUUGACUCAUACUGUCAUUUCAAUGCUAAGCAACUCCUGUGCUCUCCUGGUUGCAUAAACACUCCAUCAAACAGGAUCCCGUCAUCAUCACAGGAGAGUCGACCGCGCAAUCAAGGGUUGGCAAGAGCAACUGAGAAAUCUGAAUAUUUCUUUCAAGGAAUGCCAGAUGAUGUGUCUUGAUGCAAACACAAAAAUCAGAACUAUCCCAUGGACUCUUUGUGCCACUAAGGUAAGUUCCAGAUCAAAUGCAAUUAGCAGGUUCAUUGUGCAGUUGACGUGAAACAGGGUACUUCUACUGUGCCUGCCACCCAGCUAACUCUCGGCCAUGUAUACAAAUAUACAAAUGGCUUUUUUAAAACCUCUUUAAUGAUACUUCAUCUACCAUUAUGAGGCCCACUUGAGAAAAUCCGUACUGAAUCUGCUCCAAACACGCACCCUCCUCUCCUAUUGACUUUCCCUAUCAAGAACCUGAUGGUAAAUUUUAAUACCAGAGAACUACAUCUAAAUUAUGAUGAAUGAUAAUAAUAAGAGUCCAUGUCUGCUUCCCUGCUGUUAUUUGAAUUGUGUCAAUCCCAUACUGAACUGUCUGAGAGCAGCAGCUGAUUGUCUCUAAAACGCACGUGUGUGUGUGUGUGUGUGUGUGUGUGUGUGUGUGUGUCUUUAAUAUCCAGAAUACCAAGGAAAUUUCUCUAGGCUGUAAGCUAAAUGGUGAUAUCUUUAUCAGGUUUGGGUUAUGUCUUCAAAGUGAAUGUUCUACUAUUUAGACUAGGGAAGUUUAAAUAUUUUGACAGAUCCCAUCCACGUCUAAAAUUACAGCCGUGUUGAGAAAACGGUGGUUGUGUGUUCUGCUCAUUCGCAGGUUAAUGAAAACAGAAUGCUUCCUUGCAUAUGAUGUCCAGAAUCGACAAAAAUGUAACUUGAGUAAUAAAGAGCUCUGCUAUGACUUCCUUAUUUUCUUCCAAAAAUAUAAUUCCCACCCAAUUCUUUUAAUUUCUGUAUCUGUACCAUGCAGAUACAUUUGCCCAGAGAUUUAGGGGGAAUUAGCACAAUGAGAGUUCAUUUACCUACGUUCUCUUAGCCGAGUAUGCAUCUCUUUGAAACCGACUGAGUAGUUCAAAAGAAGUAAAAGCCCCAAUUUAGCACCAUCAGGAUAGUGAAAUGCCGUUGAGUGAGAAGAACUGCACAGAUUCGCUCUGAGAAUUAUUCUACAAAACACUGUCAUCAACUUCGCCUUCUCAUUUUCAAUGCCAUCUAACUUCUAUUGCAGGUGAAGAAUUAGACUAGUGAUAAUCCUGUUUGACUUAGAUCAUCUCACUUAAACUGCGGCUAAAAGGAAGGUUUUAAGAACGAAAGAAUACACUUCCCUUUGAUUUUUUUUCUUCAAUCUAGAAGUAACUUCUUAUGUAUGGAUUUGGUUCCUCCCAGUUUGGGAGUUAUAGUCAUCACUGGGGUCAGGAAGGGUCUCCACUUGCCAUAGAAGAAAUAAAAUUUGCCAAAUCAUUUGUGCUGCAGUAUUUUAUUUCAACCUGUCUAUUUUUUAUUAUUUACUUUAAAUACACCUUGCCCAAUUUUUCUUCUGCCUGUGUAUUGUUAACUUUUUCUAUGAACACACUGUAAAAUGUGUAUGCUCAAAUUUUCAAUGUAAUUGAAAAGCACCUUAUUUUAAAAUGUUUUAACCUACUUGGGUUUUCAUAGAAACUGUAAAAAGAAUAUCUGUUGGUUAUGUGUUGAUAUUUAAAUAACUGGACCAUCGCUGCAAUGUUACAUCAAAGAAGAUGACCAAUGUACUCUAUAUUAAACUUAUAGUUGAGUUCUUUUUAUCUGUCAAAGAGUGGAAUUGAACACACAGACACACACAAGUGUGUGUCCUGGAAUAAGGAUUGUAGGAAUCAAUGAUGUCAUUUGGAAAUUACAUUGCUUUUGUGAUAAUUUAACUGCCCUCUCUCUCCACCCUUUCCUCACCACCCUCUUUCUGUUUUAUUUUUUUACGGUGGUGCUAGAGGUUGAGCCCAGGUGCUUGAGUGUUCUAGACAGCACAGAGCCAUAUCUCACCAGAUCCUUGCCCUGGUAACACAACAGGUUUUAGGGAUUCAAUCUGACCUACUAUGUGGAAAAAGUAUACUUUCGAAAUAUCAGUAAUGAAAGUAGUUCUUUUUGUUGUUUGCUUUGCUUUGUUUUCUGAGACAGGGUUU